Messenger RNA from Alosa alosa (allis shad), 4150 nucleotides. Its product is annotated as collagen alpha-3(VI) chain. Bases 283 to 4113 code for a protein of 1276 amino acids. The record is from RefSeq and is a predicted model, not a curated record. Lineage: Eukaryota; Metazoa; Chordata; Actinopteri; Clupeiformes; Clupeidae. The transcript is spliced from 8 exons.
CACAGCUCCAGUGGUGAGCUAACAGGAGGGUGUCUCAGAAGUGCGCCUGUGUGUCCCGUCUGUGUCCCACCGACUCCUGUGUGCGCCCCGGCUAGCUAUCGGCCCCCCAUCUCAUCUCAUCCGUGUGCUUCUUUGCCAGGACCACUGACUGAAGGGGAAAUACCAGAAGGAUAAUGACCCAGCGGUUACAGUGUUGUUGGAGUGCAGAUUUCUAACCCAAGACUGUGGAAUACGUUGAUUCAAACUCAGGGUACCUUAUCUGGUGCUACAUUUAAAACAAAAAUGAGAAAGCGGCAGCUGCUGCCACCGUGCGCCCUUCUCUGGGUGCUGCUGGUGUGCUCUGGCCUGCUUCCCCAGACUUCUGCGCAGGCCGAAGAGUCAGCUGACCUAGUACUCUUAAUUGAUGGAUCAGAGAACGUUGGAGCUGCCAACUUCCCUCGUGUCCGCGAUAUCGCCCUGAAAGUGAUCGAAAAGCUAAACGUGGACAGGGAAGCCAUCCGAGUGGCCGUGGCCCUGUAUGGCGCCGACCCCGAGAUUAAGUUCUAUCUCAAUAGCCACGAAAGCAAAGGGUCGGUCCAGACUGCCAUACAGGGGCUGACAUUCCCAGGUGGCGAUGAGGCAAAUUUGGGCACUGCCUUGGAGGAAGUAGUUGAAAGCCUUCUGAGCCCAGACUCAGGGGGAAGGGCAGAUGAGGGCGUGCCCCAGAUCCUUGUUGUAAUCAGUGCAGGGCAGUCCAGCGAUGAUAUCAGUUUAGGGGAGCAGGCCUUAAGGGAGUCCAAUGUCUAUACGUUUGGCGUGGCCAUUGGUGAGACGGCCAGGAGCACUAUGGAAGCAGUGGCAUCCGAUUCAAGCUUUGUGGUAAAUGCUCCUGAUUUGACAGCUGUGGAUAGCAUGGCUGACCAACUGCUACCAUAUAUUAACGGUGUGGCUCAGCGGCAUAUUGUGUUACACACUCAAAUUACUCAAGCCAUCCAAGUUGGGAACAGGGACAUCAUUUUUCUAAUUGACAGCACAAUGGGUGCGACAUCUCUGAAUGCUGUGCGUGAGUUUAUCAGAAAGUUUGUUGACUCCAUGCCAAUAGGACCUGACCAAGUGCAAGUUGGUGUGGCACAGUUUACCACAACCCCCAGUUUAUUGUUUGACCUGAACACAUACAACUCAAAAGAGUCAAUGGGGGAUGCGCUGGCCAGAAUUCGCCCCAAGGUUGCACCUUCUGUAAAAAUCGGUGCUGCGUUAGACUUUGUGAGGACCAACAUGCUGAGAUCAGAAAAGGGCAGUCGGAUCCAAGAAGGCAUUCCCCAGCUCAUGUUGUUGCUGACCAGCAAGAAGUCAAGUGACAGUGUUGAACAAGCAGCCACGGCCCUCCAGCACAUGGGUGUUCUCACCAUGGCCACCGGAUCAAAAGCCGCUGACCAGGCAGAACUUCAGAGGAUAGCUUUUGAUCCGACUCUGGUGUUCAUGUUAAAGGAUUUCCGUAUGUUGCAACGCCAACCAAAACAGAUAGUGUCUCCUCUCUCUACAUUAUCAGGAGUUGUUAUUACAGAGUCACCAACAGAGCCAGUGGUGGAAAUAACAACAGUGCAGACCCAGAAGGUGGUUAGAGAUAUUAUCUUCCUGGUGGAUGGGUCAGACUACGUUGGUAAUGCAAACCUACCCUUUAUCAAGACCUUCAUCAAUGGCAUCGUUAACCGCCUAGAUGUGAGGCCAGAGCGGGCGCGAAUUGGGCUGAUGCAGUAUUCUGACAAGCCGAAGACAGAAUUCUAUCUGAACAGCCACAAUAACAAGCAAGACGUUCUUGCUGCCAUUUCACAGCUGCGUCUGAUGGGAGGUCGUACUUUGAACACUGGUGCUGCCCUUGCUAAUGCCCUGGACAAUAAUUUCAAGCCACUUAGGAGACCGGGAGUCCAACAGGUGCUUGUUCUUAUCACCGGAGGUCCUUCCGAAGAUGAAAAAACGGCAAAAAGAAUGGCAGACAAACUGGCAGUGGAAGGAAUUCUAACCUUUGCAGUGGGUGCAGACCAAGCUGAUGGAACCUUCCUUACCAAUGUUGCCUUUGUCCCACAACUGGCCUACUAUGAGAACCGUUUUGAUUCCCUACCAGACGUCGUUGAGCGGAUAUUUACACCACUGAUAACAGUGGUUGGAGACACAGAGGCUGUGGCACCACCCGCACCACCCCCUGGAGGAGAGAGAGAUGUGGCAUUCUUGAUUGAUGGCACUGACGCUGUCAGAGCAGACUUUCCCUACAUCCGUGACUUCAUCAGGAAGGUCAUAGAGCCUCUUGACAUUGGAACCGACAAAGUCCGAAUUUCUGUGGUGCAGCACAGCGAAAGGCCAACACCAAGCUUUUACCUGAACACCUAUAACACCAAAGAUCAAGUAAUGACAGCUGUCAGUAACAUGAACCUGGCUGGAGGGCGAAGCCUGAACACUGGUGCUGCACUGAAGUUCAUGAAGGACACCAUCCUUUCAGCUUCGCAUGGCAGCCGAGCAGCCCAGAAUGUCCCACAGUUUUUGAUUGUGCUCACUGGUGGAAGAUCACGAGACAAUGUCAGGGACCCAGCUGGAGACCUGAAGACUACAGGAGUGGUGCCGUUUGGUGUUGGUGUGAAGGAUGCGGACCCCAAACAGAUUGAAGACAUCUCUCACAAUCCAUCCUUCGCUUUCAAAGUGAAGGAGUUUAGUGAGCUCGACGCGGUCCAGGCGAAGCUCAACCAGAUUGUGAAUCUUCCCAAAGAAGACCUGGUCGUUGUUCUGGAGCAGGUUCGUACCUCUGAUGUAAAGAGAGAUGUUGUGUUCCUGCUGGAUGGUUCUGAUGGAACAAGGGAUGGAUUCAGAGAUCUAGUUGACUUCAUUCAAAGAGUGGUGGAGACUCUCAAUGUCAAUGAAAAUAAUGACAGAGUUUCAGUGGUCCAGUACAGUGGAGACCAAGAGACCAAUUUCUAUCUGAAUACUUAUUCUAACAAAGAUGAUGUUCUCAAUGCCAUAAGAAGUCUCAAACACAAAGGUGGCAAGAAAAGUAAUAUUGGGGCUGCUCUCACGUUUGUGAGGCACAGUAUAUUUACGGCAUCUUCUGGAAGUAGACGACUAAAAAGAGUCCCUCAGAUUCUUGUUCUAAUAAGUAGCACAUCAUCUGAUGAUGGUAUUGAGGGACCAGCAGAAGCAUUGAAAGACCUUGACAUUCAGUCAAUAAGUGUUGGUGUGGGCAAUGCAAAUGAACAUGAGCUGGAAAUGACUGCUCUCAUGCCAAAUCUUGUGCACAAGAUCUCUGAAUUUUCUUUCCUACCCUUAAUUGAGCCAGAGCUUGUUGCUCAACUAAGCAUUUCAAAAGACACUAUGGAAGCCACUGGAGAGUUGCCUGAGUCUAUAGUUAUUUCCAACGAUUUCAAAAGGGACAUAAUUUUUCUCCUUGAUGGUUCUGAUGACUCCCGAAGUGGAUUACCGGCCAUGCGAGAGUUCAUUCGAAGAAUGACUGAAAAGCUUGACAUUGAUGAGGAUAAUACUCGGAUAGCUGUGGUGCAGUACAGUGACGACGCUUUACCGCAUUUCCUGCUUAAUACAUACGCAACAAAAAAGGAAGUUAUCUAUGCUGUGAGAAGCCUUCGACCUAAAGGAGGAAAAGAAAUUAAUACUGGUGCUGCAUUACAGUACGUUCGGGACCAUGUCCUUACGCUGUCUUCUGGAAGUAGACGUCACAUUGGUGUUCCUCAAGUGCUAAUCGUUUUGACGGGUGGAGUAUCAAGUGAUGACAUUGUGGGCCCUGCUGCUGAUCUUAGAAGACUGAAAGUUCUCACCUUUGCAAUUGGAAUGAAGAACGCCUUGGAGUCUGAGCUACAAAAAAUUGCCUAUUCUUCUCGGUUUCUUUUCGAUUUGCCUUCCUUUGGUGAACUCUUAUCCAUCCAAACGGAUAUCCUCUCCUUUGUCCAGUCAAAAAUGGAGAUUGAGCCCCCUACCAUAGUUGGUAAGAAAUGCAUCUAUUUUCAUACCAGCCUAUCCCUUUCCCCCCAAAUCCCCUUGGUCUCAAAUGAAACUGUAUCUUCAUUUGAUGGCAAAAGAUCAGUUUCAUCAAAGUGCCCGCUAUGCUGUAAAGCUGUACACCGCAUGGAUUCGUAAACUUCUCUUGUCAGAUUCAUAAUGAUUCAAUCAUAUG